Molecule: messenger RNA, 674 nt
Organism: Acanthoscelides obtectus
Lineage: Eukaryota; Metazoa; Arthropoda; Insecta; Coleoptera; Chrysomelidae
Source: the annotation of a GenBank genome assembly
AUGUCCCGGAACAUCCAUCCGCAGCAGCUACAACAGCAAAAUCAGCCUCAAAACUUCCAACAACAGAAUCAACAACCCUAUACAUACUAUACGACCACCGAAUACUACAACAACCUAGAGCAGGUGCACCGCAAGCAAGAGGGAGACUUCAGCACCGAUUACGUUUCGGAUAGUGAUGGUUGCUAUUCAGAUCAUCAGACGCAACAGUACGUCCAACUUGGAGACGCGUAUGACACGAAUCAGGUCGUACCUGGGCACACUGGGGCACAAGCGGGCGAUCCUGGGAUUUACGGGAGCCAAGCUGGAACGAAGCCUCACAAGAGACCUCACACGCUGAUCGCCGUCGCCGCCGACAAUUACCCGCAGUACUACGAUGUAGCUGCGUUUCAGCAGUACCCCCGGAACUAUCACAAUCCCACCACCUGUCCUCUGGCAUCCCUGUCCCAGCAGAUAUCAUCACUGGCCCAGCAGCGGGCAUUCUCGGGACCACAACCACCCUUGAUCACCGUUUCCCAGCCUGAGACCACGUACAGCUUCGGGGACGUACCGGAUGUCCGACAACAUCAGUACCAGACCGUGCGGCGACCGCAGAAGUCUCAGAAUGCGACGGCGAAGCAGAGUGGUGGUAUCAAGAAGUAUCCUAUCACAGUCCAGACACCAAAGUGAGUACCUAA